Colletotrichum tamarilloi is the source of this 270-nucleotide messenger RNA. RefSeq lists its product as uncharacterized. The coding region runs from base 1 to 270 and encodes 89 amino acids. The record is from RefSeq and is a predicted model, not a curated record. The transcript is spliced from 2 exons. Lineage: Eukaryota; Fungi; Ascomycota; Sordariomycetes; Glomerellales; Glomerellaceae.
AUGAACCACCAGGUGAACGUCGAGCUGGGAACCAUUCGGGCGUGUGGUAGUAUAACAACGAACCGUGGUACUUCGGAAGACACCGCAGAAAUAAAACCCCAUGCGGGUCCACCACAUGCGAUUAUCGUGAACCCACCAAAACUUCAAAAACAUACAACACCAGGUAUUCGCUGGUCGUCACCGACCCAACUACUAAUCCGGCCCUCAUUGGCUUAUCUAUGGGAGAGCGGACGGGAUCCCGAGUUUUCCAAUGGGUAUGGUCGUAUGUGA